This is a messenger RNA of Nematostella vectensis (starlet sea anemone), 1925 nucleotides long. RefSeq names its product protein disulfide-isomerase A6 homolog. Gene Ontology annotation, cellular component: endoplasmic reticulum lumen. Bases 127 to 1458 code for a protein of 443 amino acids. The record is from RefSeq and is a predicted model, not a curated record. Gene Ontology annotation, molecular function: protein disulfide isomerase activity; protein-disulfide reductase activity. Gene Ontology annotation, biological process: response to endoplasmic reticulum stress. The transcript has 7 exons. Lineage: Eukaryota; Metazoa; Cnidaria; Anthozoa; Actiniaria; Edwardsiidae.
CCCUUUCUUGACCAAUCAGAGCGAGACACGGAGGGCCGCUCUAUUCGACUGUGGAACUCUUUCACUCGAAAAACUCGUCCUUCAAAUUACACGUAAUUCCACUAUUCUAACUUGGCGUGCGAUACAAUGAUCAUAUCAAUUGGUCUUUUUCUGGCCGGUUUUGUUGUGUGUUCACAAGCUCUCUACGGCCCGAGCACCGAUGUUGUCGAGUUAACUGCAAAUAAUUUUAAUAAUCGAGUUAUUAAUGACGAUGCAGUGUGGAUGGUGGAAUUCUAUGCCCCUUGGUGUGGCCACUGCAAAGCGCUAGCACCAGAAUGGAUGAAGGCGGCAACAGCACUCAAGGGUGUUGUCAAAGUUGGUGCUGUUGACAUGGAUGUACACCAGUCUGUUGGUGGGCCCUAUAACAUCAGAGGGUUUCCAACUAUCAAGAUCUUUGGAGCCAACAAAAACUCCCCUCAAGACUACAAUGGCCAGAGAACAGCCCAGGGUAUCGUGGAUGCCGCCAUGAGGGCCGCUCAGGAGGCAGUGUCGCAGAGAAUGUCUGGGGGUGGGCGCAGCAGCUCAGGCGGUGGCGGUCGACGUGGCGGCAGUGGUGGCAACAAGGAGGAUGUUGUUGAGCUUACUGAUACCAACUUUGAGAAGGAGGUUCUCAACAGCAAGGAUUUGUGGCUUGUGGAAUUCUUUGCUCCUUGGUGUGGUCAUUGCCAGCGGCUGGCUCCUGAAUGGGCUAAGGCUGCCACUGAACUAAAAGGCAAAGUGAAAGUUGGUGCCUUAGACGCCACUGUGCACACCGUAACAGCUAGCCGAUACCAAGUACAGGGUUACCCCACUAUCAAGGUAUUUGCCGCUGGCAUUAAGAACUCCCACAGUGUUGAGGACUACCAAGGAGGUCGCACCGCAUCUGACAUCAUCCAGUAUGCCUUGGACAAGGCUGCAGACUCCAUCGAACCACCAGAGGUCAUCCAGGCGAUCAGUAAUGAGGUGUUAAAGGAGGGUUGUAACGAGCACCCCAUCUGUGUAAUCGCUUUCCUUCCACACAUCUUGGACUCUGGAGCUUCUGGGCGCAACACCUACCUAGCCAACCUGAAGGAGCUGGGAGAGAAGUACAAGAAGAACAGGUGGGGAUGGCUCUGGUCUGAGGCUGCGGCUCAACCCAAGCUGGAGGAAGCUGUCGAGGUAGGAGGCUUCGGGUACCCUGCCAUGGUCGCGGUCAACAUCCGCAAGAAGAAAUUUGCAGUUCUGAAAGGGUCCUUCGAUCGCACAGGCAUUGAUGAGUUCCUCAGAACAGUGUCUGUGGGUAGGGGAUCAACUGCAACCAUGAGGGGCGACUCACUUCCUGAGCUAUCCUCUAUUGAGGCAUGGGACGGCAAGGAUGGACAGCUCCCACAGGAGGAGGACAUUGAUUUAUCAGACGUUGACUUGGAUGACGAGGACGAGCCCAAGAAAGAGGAAUUAUAAAGACACUAAUUUUAGGCACAAUUUUGAUAUUUCCACAUGUAUCAUCCUCGCCUGCUUAUAGUCAUCUCGUUGUUAAGUCACUAUCUCUUCGAAGGCGUCUUUCCACUCGCUUAUCUCUUUGUGAAGUCGAUCGUUUUUAUGUAACUUUGCUCGUUAGGGGGUAUGAACGCUACUCUAGAUCAUCUUUUUAUUAAGUCAUCGAUGUGAUUAUUAAGACCACGAAUGUCGCUGCUUUGUGAGAAGAUAGCUUGUUUUGAGUAUCGCCUUGCGCCUCGACCAUUAAAUUAUUUACUGAAACAAAUUUGCUGUGAGGAUUAUUGAACGCCAAGACGAUGAUGGCUUCCUAUCCUUGUAGGUGUUCUUGUCAAGGCAUGGAAAGGCAAAGUUUUACCGACUCGAAACAAACUAGAGGUUUAAAUUGUUUGUAAUAGAAUGAUAGGUCGUAAUAAAGUUACCUUUUCUCGAUA